Molecule: messenger RNA, 2060 nt
Organism: Anopheles merus
Lineage: Eukaryota; Metazoa; Arthropoda; Insecta; Diptera; Culicidae
Product: F-box/LRR-repeat protein 15-like
Exons: 4
Coding region: 29-1972 (647 amino acids)
Biological process (GO): SCF-dependent proteasomal ubiquitin-dependent protein catabolic process
Cellular component (GO): SCF ubiquitin ligase complex
Molecular function (GO): protein binding
Source: RefSeq, a predicted model, not a curated record
CUCGUGCGUUCGCCUACAAACCUACAAGAUGGAGAUGUCGAUAGAGAGUUGGUUCAAUCUGCACUACUACGGGUUCGGGCACGGUGCGGACGGUGGCGGGUACGAUGACGACGAGGAGGAGGAAGAAGAUGAAAGCGAAGCGGAGGAGCCAACACCGAAGGAACCGAUCGAGGAAGUCGACGAUCGUGAGUUUCCCUUUCACGACGAUGUGUUUUACAUCAACCUGAAGGGGCCGCGUGUUCGUACCGGCUUUGACAAUCUUCCAAUGGAGAUCUUGCUGAACAUAUUUCGCUUCCUCAAUGGGGUGGAUCGUGAUGCGGCUGCCCUCACCUGCAAACGGUGGUUCGAUGCGAUGGGCUACCGAGAGUUCCUGGACGAGGUGUGUUUCCACUUCGAGGAGGUUAGCAUCUGCGACGGGACGCCCCCGAUCGCCCUCUUUCUGCGCAGCUUUCGUCACUUUUCCAACAUCAAGCUGACGCGCGUCCAGUUCAACGGGUACUGCGAGUUCUGGGACGUGUUCGGGGAGUAUCUGCGCGAGAUCACGUUCUGCAACUGCAUCACGCUCACAAAGUCCAAGCUGACGAUGAUACUGAAGCGGCUUCCGUUUUUGGAGUGCCUGGCGCUGGAGGAGGCGGACGAAUUCUUCAAAACAUGGACCCCGGUUGAGCUGAAGCGUAUCGAGCCGGUGUGCCGAUGUUUGCGCAAGCUAGCACUGAGGAAAAGCAAUGCGUUCACUGUCGAUCAUCUGUACUAUCUGGUCGCGAUGGGACCGAACAUUAGUGCGCUAGAGAUUUCCAAGUGUCUGAAGCAGAUCGAUGCACCGACGCGGGUCAAGAUACUUACCACCAUUCUGACGAUCAUGAAGAUGCGCAAGAAGAAGCUGCAAGCGGUCGACUUCAGCUACACCAUGUACGAUGAUCUGUUUCUGAAGCAGUUUGCCGAGAUCGAAAACAUGUCACUGAGUCAGAUCAGUCUGUCCUUUUUCGAGCGGGCGCCGAUCAAGGAUCCGGGAAUUAUUGAUAUUUUGCGCUGCCAGUCGGCGAUCGUACAUUUGGAUCUGUCGUCGUUUUUGAAUCUGACCGAUUUUGCGCUGAUUGAGAUUUCCACCUCACUUCGGUUGCUGAAAACGCUCAAGCUGAAUGGCUGCUGGUUGCUGACGGACUUUGGCGUCGAAUCGAUCUACAAGCUCGAUCGGCUGCAGGUGCUCGAUCUGUCCGACUGUGAUAAGAUCAGUGAUCGUGGGUUUAUGAAGGCGAUCGUUGACCGGCGACGGGAUUGUAUGAGCCAGCUGUACCUGAGCAUGCUGCCGGGGCUGACGGAUAGUGUGAUCUUGAAGAUUUGUCUGACGCUGCUUAACCUUACCGUGAUCGACUUCUGCGGUUCGGAUUGCAUGAACGACACCUCGGUACAGUUUCUGUUUUGCUAUCUAAAGUGUUUGCGUAUUUUGCGGCUGAAUGGAUGCGUUAAGAUUUCUGAUGCCGGGCUUACGGGAGAAAACCUACCAGUAGCGGUGAUCGAGAUCUGGGACACGCAGACCACAUUCGCCAUCUGCGAGCUGCGCAGUCUGCAGGAGCUGCAGCUGUCCGGGUGCUUCAAGGUGACCGAUUUUACGCUGACCCAUGCAUUCCGCUUUCGAGAGCUGCGUGAACUCAAUCUGGCACAUUGCGUGCAGAUAUCCGAGCCGGGGAUUGAAGCAAUGUCCCUCAACUGCCCUGCGCUGGAGCAAAUCGAUAUGAGCGACUGCUUCCACGUGAACGAUCGGUGUGUGGUGGCACUGGCGAAAAAUCUCGUGCGGCUUCGUUCACUCAAACUCGUGCGCCUUCCGCUGCUUACGGUUGCCAGUGUGGAUGCGCUGGUAGAGUACGCGAAGGCGCUGCGGUACAUCAACAUACGCGGCUGCCCCAAAGUACCGAAGGAUGCACCGGAGCGGUUGAAGAAAAUUGCCACCCUACGUAAUAUACCCAAGUGUUAGCCGCUGUGUGUCUGUGCUCUGUGCUGUCCCAUCGUGGUUAUUCGUGUUCGUGGCCAAGCGUCCAGUGUUUAGUGUCGUUUGUGUCCUG